UCACAUAACCGUAGCUUUGGAUUCUUUUUGUAAACGGUAAACAAAGCAAAGCAAAGCAACCGUCCAUACAUACGCAACCAAUUAACAAGAGUGAAUGUGACCUUUCGCCUAAACUAAACUUCCUCUCCCUCCCCUUCUUCCAGGAAUAGGAUACUCAUAUAGCCCAAGCCCAAGCCCAAGCCCAAGCCCAAGCCUCAGUUCAGAACCAACAAUGCCCGUCGCCACGAAGCUCGAAACGCGAGGCAUUUUGAAACCUGGCGGAAACAGAGUAAGCGUUUCGGGAGAGGCUAUAGAGAAGAAGCUGAAGCCCAAGGUCCCUGACUCCGCUCUGCAAAGGAACGUCAAGCGUAACCCCGUCAGGCUUCUGCCUCCCAAGACCUGUGAAUGGAUCACUCCUAACUCUGAUCCCCUUUAUAUUGCUUUCCAUGAUGAAGAAUGGGGUGUUCCAGUUGAUGAUGAUAGAAAGCUAUUUGAGCUUCUUGUCUAUUCACAAGCAUUGGCAGAACGCAGUUGGCCAGCAAUUCUUAACCAGAGAGACAUAUUCAGGAAGUUUUUUGAAAAUUUUGAACCAUCAUCAGUUGCACAGUUUACUGAGAAGAAAUUGCUCUCGCUGAAAAUAAACGGCAACUCGUUGUUAUCAGAACCAAAGCUCCGUGCCAUUGUGGAAAAUGCUAAAAAAUUACUUAAGGUUCAGCAGGAGUUUGGUUCAUUUAGCAAUUACUGCUGGAGAUUUGUUAACCACAAACCGAUAAGAAAUGAAUUCAGAUAUGGACGUCAAGUACCCGUGAAGACUCCAAAAGCAGAAGUCAUUAGCAAGGACAUGAUGCGUAGAGGUUUCCAUUGUGUGGGACCCACUGUAGUUUAUUCGUUCAUGCAAGUAGCGGGACUCGUUAAUGACCACCUAUUAACAUGCUUCAGGCACAACGAAUGCAAAGUGGCAACCAAAAACGAAUUUAAAAACGAGGUUAAGGAGAAGGUACAAAAUGAAACUUUGGAGUUGACAUGAACUCAAUAACUGAAGGCCGUUUAACUGAAGGAUAUGUUCCAAGCCGCGGGGUCGAUUGUCAUUGUUUCUUAUUAUUGUAUUGUAUGCUAUAAUUUUAUUCUUUCCUAAUCUGUUUGUAUCUCACCCAACCUAACCAGAAAAUGAUAGGCCUCAUCUUGUUAUCGGUGUUCCCACGUGAAGGUGCAUGUUUCUUUUAAUACACUUGGAUAAUAAGUUGCUGUUCUAAUCUGUUUGUGUUCUGUAAUAAAUUUCCAACUUAAUUUUGCCACCC
This is a messenger RNA of Cajanus cajan (pigeon pea), 1277 nucleotides long. The record is from RefSeq and is a predicted model, not a curated record. NCBI's taxonomy places the organism in Eukaryota, Viridiplantae, Streptophyta, Magnoliopsida, Fabales, Fabaceae.